UCGUUACUAUGUUUGACGUGGAGUCUGGGUACUACAAAACAUUUCCGCGCAACAAGCGACCAGUGAGUGUCGGGCUGUGUGAAGGAAGAUAACUGUCAAACUGACAAAAUGCCAAACAUUAAACUGCAAAGCUCGGAUGGCGAGAUAUUUGAUGUUGAUGUGGAGGUUGCCAAGGCUUCAAUGACAAUAAGGACAAUGUUAGAAGACCUUGGCAUCUCAGAUGCAGAUGACGAGCUUGUUCCACUCCCCAAUGUUAAUGCUGGUAUUUUAAAAAAAGUAAUCACUUGGGCACAGCACCACAAAGAUGACCCUCCUCCUCCAGAAGAUGAUGAAAACAAAGAAAAACGAACUGAUGACAUUGACCCAUGGGAUCAGGAAUUUCUCAAAGUUGACCAAGGAACAUUAUUUGAGCUCAUUUUGGCAGCAAACUACUUGGAUAUCAAAGGACUGUUAGAUGUUACAUGUAAAACAGUUGCAAACAUGAUAAAAGGGAAAAGUCCUGAAGAAAUAAGGAGAACCUUUAAUAUAAAAAAUGAUUUUACCCCUGAAGAAGAAGAACAAGUCAGAAAAGAGAAUGAAUGGUGUGAGGAGAAGUGAAAAGUCAGUUGUUAGAACUCAAGUUUUUUCGUGUUAAAAUUGAAAGCCUUGCUUUGUUUUUCAAAAGAGUAACGAGAAGACCAAAUUUUUUCCUGUAUUAUACAAUAAGGACUAAGCUUGUGCAAUUUCUAAUAGGUUAUUGUAUAAAUUAAGUUACUUUUUGAGCUUGUAGUUAAACAAAUUAUUACAUGUAUAGGCAUACAAAUCUA
This is a messenger RNA of Rhopilema esculentum, 806 nucleotides long. Its product is annotated as S-phase kinase-associated protein 1. Gene Ontology annotation, biological process: ubiquitin-dependent protein catabolic process. The record is from RefSeq and is a predicted model, not a curated record. Lineage: Eukaryota; Metazoa; Cnidaria; Scyphozoa; Rhizostomeae; Rhizostomatidae.